Colius striatus (speckled mousebird) is the source of this 2712-nucleotide messenger RNA. It is a transcript of the gene SGCB, whose product is annotated as sarcoglycan beta. The coding region runs from base 219 to 1112 and encodes 297 amino acids. Gene Ontology annotation, biological process: muscle organ development. The transcript has 6 exons. Gene Ontology annotation, cellular component: sarcoglycan complex; sarcolemma. Lineage: Eukaryota; Metazoa; Chordata; Aves; Coliiformes; Coliidae. The record is from RefSeq and is a predicted model, not a curated record.
UCUGUCAACGUGUCUGCGCCGGUGGCAGCAGUGGCUAGGAAGUCGCAGAUUCCCGAGGAGUCUUGCACCAGCCUCGACUCAGCUGUCAUAGGAAGUACUGCCUAGCUCUGCGUGCCUGUUCCAGCAAUCACCAUUUCAGCCACGUUCUCCCAGUCCUAGUACUGUCUUCUGUUGUGCUACCUUGCCAGCAAAGCUCCAACGGCCCGGUGAAGAAGUCCAUGCGAGAGAAGGCCAUGGAACGCAGGAAUGUGAACAAGGAGCACAACAGUAACUUCAAAGCAGGAUACAUCCCCAUUGAUGAAGACCGUCUCCAUAAGACAGGCCUACGAGGCAGGAAAGGCAACUUGGCCAUUUGUGUGAUUGUUCUCCUCUUUAUUCUGGCUGUCAUCAAUCUGGUUAUCACACUGGUGAUCUGGGCAGUGAUCCGGAUCGGCCCCAAUGGCUGUGACAGUAUGGAGUUCCACGAGAGCGGCUUGUUGCGGUUUAAGCAAGUCUCUGACAUGGGUGUUAUACACCCACUGUAUAAAAGCACCGUAGGAGGCAGGCGGAACGAAGAUCUGGUGAUCACUGGCAAUAACCAGCCUAUUGUAUUUCAGCAAGGAACGACCAAGCUCAGUGUGGAAAAAGACAAAACUUCCAUUACCAGUGAUAUUGGAAUGGAAUUUGUUGACCCACGGACACAAAAUACCUUGUUCAGCACAGACUAUGAAACCCAUGAGUUUCAUCUGCCAAAUGGAGUGAAAAUCUUGAAUGUCCAAAAGGCCUCUACAGAGAGGAUUACCAGCAAUGCGACCAGUGAUCUAAACAUAAAGGUCGAUGGCCGUGCCAUUGUCCGUGGGAAUGAAGGUGUGUUCAUCACAGGCAAGACCAUCGAGUUUCGAAUGGGAGGCAACAUGGAGCUGAAAGCAGAGAACAGCAUCAUCCUGAACGGAACGGUGAUGGUCAGCCCCUCGCGCCUGCCCAGUUCUGCCUACGGGGAGCAGUUCAGCAACAGCAACUGGCUGCGCUUCAAGCUCUGCAUGUGUGCGGAUGGGACGCUGUUCAAAGUCCAGGUGACAGGUCACAACAUGGGCUGCCAGACGUCUGUCAACCCCUGCGGAGCCACACACUGAAACACAAACCACCACCGGGAGAGUUCUGUAGUGUGUUUACAUAUAUUUGUAUGAAGCAAUUGCAUGCCUUCAAGGAUUUCAGGGUUUACAGGAGUUUAUACUAACAUUUAUUACAUAACAUUUUUAAGCAAAGGCCGUUAUGUUCAGCAGUAUUAUGCCACCAUUCUGUUAGCCAGAAUAGUGGCACUGAUUUAGUAAGCUUUCAGUCUACAUGCAUACUGAAGCACCUCCCUGAAUUGGGAUCACUAGAAUAUAUUUAACGAAUGUGAUCUUAGGAGCAAUCUUGACCGCCUUCAGUUGCCUUUAGGGGAGGUUUUUGUCCUACAUCCCACGACCUUGAGGGCUGCUGAGCACACAGCUGCAACCUGAAGUACUUUAACAAGAACAUCGAUUUGUCGUUGGAAUGAAUUCGUCUGGGACAGCUGAAGUGGCAGAUUUUUGUCUUCAUUUCUUGCCAAAGGUUGAUGGAAUGAUUUUCCCCAAAAUUCUGUAGUUUACCAUCUGUAUAUUAUAAGAGGGGUAGUGGCAGAGUCACUUUAAAAUAUUGCAUCAUUUCUGCCAUAUAUUCUCAUGUAGUUAAAAAAGUAUGCUAGCAUAAAAAAUAUUUGCAAAGUAAUGCCAAGUGUGGAAAUGUAACUUCAGUUUUGAAAUAGGCCUGCAAUGACUGAAGCACUGCUUGAGCUCCCAUUCUAGCUGUGCAGUUCAGGCACUCUGCAGUUGGUUAAUUUAUGUGAGGUAUUUAUAAAAUGUGUUUAGAUUAGAAGUACGUUUUUUAAAGAUGUACUUAAACCUUGCUCUCUACCCAAAAAAAAAAUUUUCCUGGGUGCUUUAAUGUGAUGAGCAUAUGGAUCCACUAUUUAGUGGGUAAUAAUCUAAAGCACAACCGUCGCAGCAAUGCUGGGAAGUCAGAUCUCUUUCCCCAUGGCAGUGCUGAUGCAUCACUGAGAGCCUCAAAUUCAAAUUCUGAAGUUAAACCACAGGUUUGUUAUCCUAAAUGUGACAGUAUUAGAGCCCUUGACAGCAGAGUACAUACACAUCUGUCUGAAUUUGUCAACAGUGAAACAGUGUUUAUGGUGAACUGUAACUGCUUUGCAGAAGUGUUCUGUACUAAAAACAAAUCAGGCCCUUACACGAUUCCUCCUUUCCCAAUCCCACGUGUUCCUUUAGUUUAAAAUAGUUUUGUUUUGCAGCAGAAUCAAGUAACCUUAAUAAUGAAGGCCACAAAGGUGACUUGGCAAGUAGCUUUUUGACACGUUUUUCUGGAUAAGCUCACAAUUCCUCAGUUGUGCAAAUGUUACUCUGACUUCAGAAUUGGUUGUUUGUUACAGGAAGAUAAAGUCUCUACCCUUGUGUUGUAGCUCUCAAAGCAUAUGGAAUUCCACAAAACACAAAUCAGCCCCAUCUCCACCGUCUCCAAGGUCUCGAUUCCUGUAUUUGCUAGAAGUCAGUCAGUCCUUGUGCAGGAGGUGUAUGGGCAGAAAUUAUUUCUUCACCCAGUAAGGGUGUCCUUUAGCCAGGCGCUAGGCCACGUGGGAGGUCAGAGGGGUCACGUUUCCCUCAUUGCUCAAAAGCAAAGCCACAUUUUGACACGCAGUAGUUG